ACUAGCAAGACUUGCUUAUAUCAUAUCCACGAGUUCGUUGGUCAAUCCUCGUUUCUCGGCCUUUCUCUGGGGUUUCAUGCGUCAAGUUUCCAAGAAAAUUUCUCGGUGUUCAAGUUAUUGUUUUCUUCAGGGUAAUCUCUGUUUGACUUCACCACCUUGCUUUUGGCUCGUGAUUGAUGGAGAAUACUGGAGGGGGUUCUUUUCUAAGAAAUAGAAGAUUGGAGAACUUCCUCCAUACAAAUUCUGUCCCAAAUGUGAGGGAAACCCGGAAAUUUUCUGAGAAAGAUGCUGCAGCUGACAGGUCUUUGACAGAUGUUUGUGUUGAUGAUGAUGGAUGGAUAAAUUCAUUGAUAUCUUGUCUGAGGAUCAUUACUUGUUUUGUGACAAUGAUGGUUACAACAUUUAUUUGGGCAUUGAUCAUGCUUAUGCUCCUGCCCUGGCCUUAUCAGAGAGUCCGGCAAGGAAACAUCUAUGGCCAUGUCACUGGUAGAUUGCUGAUGUGGAUCUUAGGAAAUCCAGUGAAGAUUGAAGGUACUGAGUUCUCUAAUAAGAGGGCUAUAUACAUCAGUAAUCAUGCAUCUCCCAUUGACAUUUUCCUCAUAAUGUGGUUGACUCCAACAGGCAGCGUUGGCAUUGCAAAGAAAGAGAUCAUAUGGUAUCCCCUAUUUGGACAACUAUACGUUUUGGCUAAUCAUCUCCGCAUAGAUCGUUCCAACCCAACUGCAGCCAUUCAGUCCAUGAAAGAGGCUGUAAAUUCUGUUAUAAAAAACAAACUUUCGAUGAUCAUUUUUCCUGAGGGCACCAGGUCCAAAAAUGGACGACUUCUUCCCUUUAAAAAGGGUUUUGUUCAUUUGGCCUUGCAGUCACGUCUUCCAAUAGUUCCAAUGGUGUUAACAGGUACCCAUUUGGCCUGGAGGAAAGGUACCUUACAUAUUCGACCAACACCCAUAACUGUAAAGUAUCUUCCUCCUAUAGAGACUGAUAAUUGGACCGCCGACAAGAUUGAUGACUACAUAAAGAUGGUACACAACAUAUACAUCGAAAACCUCCCCGAGUCUCAGAAGCCAGUCAUCUCAGAAGGUACCUUGAAUGGUUCAACAUCAUAGUUGAGUUGCCUCAUUGUACAAUAAGCAAAAGGGAAUCCUCUACUUAGAUUAGAAUAAAUAGUUAUGUACGGAAUAAUUCGUUUCGAAUUAGUGGUAUAGAUUUUGAGUUAAGGCGAUUAGUUCCUGUAGAUGAUCUAUUCGAGUUUCACAGAUUUUUUUUUUCUCCUCAUUUAAUAUAUGUAAAUAAUUUUAAUUUGUUUAAAAAAAAAUAAUGUAUGAUAUUUCCU
Molecule: messenger RNA, 1333 nt
Organism: Rubroshorea leprosula
Lineage: Eukaryota; Viridiplantae; Streptophyta; Magnoliopsida; Malvales; Dipterocarpaceae
Source: the annotation of a GenBank genome assembly